Molecule: messenger RNA, 1362 nt
Organism: Kazachstania africana CBS 2517
Lineage: Eukaryota; Fungi; Ascomycota; Saccharomycetes; Saccharomycetales; Saccharomycetaceae
Gene: CHM7
Product: phosphatidic acid-binding protein CHM7
Exons: 1
Coding region: 1-1362 (453 amino acids)
Biological process (GO): vacuolar transport
Source: RefSeq, a predicted model, not a curated record
AUGCGGCAGAAUGUUUGGAAAUUGCCAGAGUCUCGGUUACCUUCGCUGUAUAAGGAUUUUAGGAACUUAAGUGAUUUGAAUCCAGAUGGUUACACGGCAAAUAUCGAUACAUGGAAAGAAUUCCUAAUCAAGAACUACUGUGAGGCAGAUGAAAAGACAGUGACUUUCCAUUGUGGAGAAGCACUUUUGCAAGAACUAAGAUUAGAAGUUCUUGGCGUUCCGAAAUGUGUUGACUUAGCAAUUGACGAACUAGUAGAAGAAAAUUAUUUAAUAUCUAUGGAUGAGUUCAAUAAAAAUUCACGUUCGAUCAGUAAUAAGGUACAGAGAAAAAGUUUAGUAAAUCUGCUUAGAUGGCUUGGGUUGAAUUCCAGGUUUAUAAGUAGGAAAAAUGAAGAUUCAUCUUCCUACUUAAUUGAAAAAGACUUUGUUGUAAAAACUUCGAUUGAGAAGAGCUUUGAAGCAGUCUACGAACAAAUAAGGAAGGGUAUUAUAAGCAGAGCAUCAGGUGUGACAGAUCUUGUUUUUACUGUAGCUGAAUUUUAUGAUAAGAGUGGAAUAUCACGGUCCCUCCGGUCAACUCUUGAUAGAGACACAAUGCUUUCCUUUCUCGAGUUGCACAAAAAAAUACUAAAACGAGAUGGUAAUAUAGUAAAACUUGUUGAUACGUCUACUGAAAAUAUGCUUAGAGUAACUUCAAAUGAAAUAACAGAGAAUGAUAAACGUAUAGUUGAUGUUAAAACGGCUAUUUCUAAAAUCGAGAAGAAAAUUGGUGGUCUGGAGGAUGAUUUGGAUAAAGUCAUUUUGAAAAUGAAUAAAAGGGAAUUCAAAGGUUUAUCUAAAGAAGUGCAGUUAGAAUAUGUAAAAACUAAGAUACUAUCUCAGAAGUAUAUGACAAGAUUGUUAAGCUACAUGAAUAAUCUAAUGACAGUAAAAAAUCAGCUAGAUAUGUGUUUGACGAACCAGUUGGUUAUUGAAACCUUGAACAAUUCAAAUGAGGCAAUUAAGUCAAUUAACGAGUAUAUUGGUUCUGCGGAAAAGAUUGAAGACUUGUUGGGCGAAAUAGCUGAGGGUUUCGGGCAUAAUGAAGAGAUAUCCCAGCUUUUGGAAAGUUAUAACGCAGAUCAAGAAUUAAAUAACGAAAUUGAAGAAGAACUAACUCUUCUCGAGGGACAAGAGAAAAAAUAUAACGAAGAUAGAGAAAACGAAGCUCUAAAAACUAGUAGUACAGAUGAGCAAACUCUAGAGAAAUUGGAAAAGUUAACAAUUACUGACGUGGAAGAAGCCGUGUCCACUAUAAAGUCCCAAAGUGGUGACACUGAGGAAGAAAAUUCUGAAGGGAAGAUUGCAGCACCAGCAUCUUAA